AUUAUAAAGUUCUCAUUAGUGCAGUUUUCAUUGUUGUAAUCAGUUGUAAGAGUUAAAUUUUAAUUAAAUAUUUUAAAGGGUGCAUUAAUCAAACUUUAAAAUGCCCGAUAAUAUAAUGAUAAGACAAGAGAUGCGUAGAUCUAUUUCUAUGCCAGUUAAACCUCGUCAUUGUGAACAAGAUCCUCUCCAGCGUUCUGAGGAAAAAGAAAUUCUUUAUGAUGAUGAGGAUGAUCGCUACAAUAGUCAAGAUUCAGAUGAAUUUUUAGCUCUAAUAAAUAAAUCUAAGCCAAACCGUUGGAUUGGGAGUACAAUAGAACUUAAUACGGAUUUAAGAAAUAACGAUGUAGAUAUUGGUCGACCUCGAAAACGAAUCUGUCGUGUGCUUGAACAAGAUGGCCGUGAAAACGUUCAGUUUCUAAAAGUUCCAGAAAAAUCAUUGAGAUAUUGCAAGGAUUUUGUUACGACGUUGAUUGAAUUAGAAUGGAAAUACACAAUUGGAAUUUUUGUAGCAAGUUUUUUUACGAGCUGGUUCUUUUUUGGAGUACUAUGGUAUUUGGUGGCUUACACCAAUGGCGAUUUAACUAUCGACGAAGCUACUGGAAAAUCGAUGGGAAAAGGUAGAGAACCUUGUGUUCUUGGUGCAACAACAUUUAUGGGUAUGCUUUUGCAUAGCAUUGAAACACAAACGACUGUUGGAUUUGGUGUCCGAACUCCAAGUGCAGAUUGUCCCGAAAGCAUGUUUGUAUUUAUUUUGCAAAUUAUUGCAUCUAUUGGAAUAGAGGGCGCUAUGAUCAGUAUUAUAUAUGCAAAAACAGCUCGACCAACAAGACAAUUGGCUAAAAUGAGAUUUAGUAAUAAGGCUGUUGUUUGCUGUCGAGAUGGCAAACUAUGUUUGGUGUUCAGAGUUUGCGAUCCAAGGAAGCAGCAGGUUAUUGGGACAAAAAUUCGUGCUUAUGUCCUGAUUAAUCGAGUCACUACUGAGGGCGAAUUACUCAAGACUCAUGAAGAGUUACAACUCGAGUGCAAUGGAAACUCAUUGAUUGUUUGGCCAGAAUGCAUAUGCCAUGUGAUUGACAAAAAUAGUCCGUUUAGUAAUUUUCAAACAGCAAAAGAUUUCAAUAACGGUUCCUUUGAAAUAUUUGUAUCAAUUGUUGGAAGCUCACCUGCUACCGGUCAGCUAACUGAAGAAAGGACUUCGUAUAUAUCAAAAGAAGUGUUUUGGGGACAAAGAUUUGUCAAUAUUAUUGUUUAUGAUCCUCAGAAUGAUAGAUAUAUAGUGGAUUAUGCUAACUUUAAUACAACAAUAUCGGUUGAUAUGCACGGUAGAAGUAUAGAAGAUGAAAAAGAAGAAUAAAUCAUUUAUUAACGGUUCAUUCAAGCAUUAUUUUGAUUUAGUAUUAUUAUUGUGGUAAUAAAAAUUAAUACCUUUAUGUACCUACUUUUCAAAUUGUGAAACGUUUAUUUCUCAAAUAAAUCAAAUUAAUUGAAUAAAAAUUAAAUUUGAAUAAAGUCAAAACAAUAAUUUGUAUUGUUGGCAUUGAUAUCCCGAUUUUCAUAA
This is a messenger RNA of Episyrphus balteatus (marmalade hoverfly), 1558 nucleotides long. Its product is annotated as ATP-sensitive inward rectifier potassium channel 11-like. NCBI's taxonomy places the organism in Eukaryota, Metazoa, Arthropoda, Insecta, Diptera, Syrphidae. Bases 101 to 1354 code for a protein of 417 amino acids. Gene Ontology annotation, cellular component: plasma membrane. Gene Ontology annotation, biological process: regulation of monoatomic ion transmembrane transport; potassium ion import across plasma membrane. Gene Ontology annotation, molecular function: inward rectifier potassium channel activity. The record is from RefSeq and is a predicted model, not a curated record. The transcript is spliced from 7 exons.